Caenorhabditis auriculariae is the source of this 1755-nucleotide messenger RNA. Lineage: Eukaryota; Metazoa; Nematoda; Chromadorea; Rhabditida; Rhabditidae. The record is from the annotation of a GenBank genome assembly.
AUGCAUCGGGCAGGACUUCUCUGCGGCCUCCUCGUCUCUCGACGUCUCUCAUGUAGACGUGCUAUUUUCACGUUUCUCUGACCUCGCCGGUGAGGGAACAGAGAGACGCAGACACUUGAAAAAUGUCAAGUCGCACAAACUGACUAUAUUUUUCCUUUCUUUUACGUUUUGACCUUUUAGGUUCACCUUUGGGUAAAUCCCCAGAACACCAACGCCGCCACCAGAAGAUGAACCCCCGAUCCUUCCCGAAGAAGUCAAGUACGCCAUCAGGAAGCUGAAGGUCGGAACGGCCGCAGGACCCGACAACAUCUCAUCCGAACUGCUGAAGGCUGGAGGAGACUCGCUGUACCGACUACUUGCCCGGCACUUCUCCAAGUACCUGAGCGAAGCCUCUAUUCCUGAACAAUGGAAAACAUCCAAGACGAUCCUCAUUCCGAAGAAGGGCGACCUCACCGACCUGAACAACUUCAGACCGAUCUCCCUCUUAUCGGUCGUCUACAAGUUGUUCACCAAGGUCAUCGUCAACAGACUAGAGAAGCAACUCGACAACUUCCAACCGCCCUCGCAGGCUGGCUUCCGACGCAACUACUCUUGCCUCGACCACAUCCACGCCUUGACCCAGGUGGUGGAACGGCACCGGGAGCACCAGAUGCCACUUGCGUUGGCCUUCGUCGACUACUACAAGGCCUUCGACAGCGUGGAGAUCAACGCCGUCUUGAAUGCUCUUGCCUCCGCCGGAGUCGCCACGAAGUACGUCGAGCUGAUCGCCAACAGCAACGAGGGAACGUCCACGACCAUCCAGCUGUUCGACAAGAAGCUUUCGAUCCCCAUCAGGAAAGGUGUUCGCCAGGGAGUUACCAUCUCCCCCAAGUUGUUCUCCACGGCACUAGAAGACGCGAUGCGCCAACUUGGAUGGGACGAAGAGCACGACUGGGAAGACAGUACAGACAUCAGAGGCAUCAACAUCGACGGCAAGGUCCUCACAAACCUCCGCUUCGCCGACGACAUCGUACUCUUCUCAAGCUCCACCACCGAACUGUCCUCCAUGCUGAACGAUCUGGACGAAGUCGGCAAGAAGAUCGGCCUUAAGAUGAACGUCAAGAAGACGCAGUGGAUGAAGAACCGCUUCUGCGACCAAGGCAAAGUCACCCUUGAGGGCCGCGACCUUCAGGAGGUCACAUCCUACAUCUACCUUGGCCGGGAAGUAAACAUGGUUAACGACCUGCAAGCAGAGAUCGGCAGACGCAAACGCGCUGGAUGGGCCGCCUUCAACUCCAUCAAAGAAGUCACCAGUCAGCUGAAAGACCCGAAACUGCGAGCUCACAUCUUCGAAGCGUCGAUAAUCCCUGCCAUCUCCUACGGUACCGAAGUUUGGCCUGACACGAAGAAAAAAAUGCAACCGCCCUACGAACUUCCUACCGCGCACUGGAACGUGCUCUCAUCGGCACCACUCGCUUCGAGCAGUGGAAAAAAGAACAGAGGAGCACAGACCUCCGUCAACUAUCCCAAAUCCGGGAUCUAGAAGAGCACAUACAACGCGGGAAACAUCGCUGGGGCGGCCACGUCAUCCGCAGACAAGACGACCGCUGGUCCACGAGAUUAACACACUGGAUUCCGAGAAACAUCAAGCGCCCACUCGGGCGCCCACCGACCAGAUGGACGGACUACUUCCGCAAGAACAUCAGUCAGCCAGGCCGCCACUGGAUGACCGUCGCGCAAGACCGAGCCGCCUGGAGAACGUGUGGUCCACGCUGA